GGACGUCUUAGAUCUACCCAAGAUUUGAACGUUGUAUAGAUCUCAUUCAACGAAAUGCAAGAUUUAGUUUUAUGUGGUAUUCCCAAGGGAAUGGUCCAGGACCCACGGUGGGCCAUCGGGACCCGGCAAGUCGUCACCAUUGUCACUCUCGGCUCGUGCUAUGUAGUGACAAUUGAGGAUUUAAUGGCAAUGAAGUACAAGAUACUAAAUACCACCCAAAAGAAUAUGUACUUGGAGCCAAUAGAGAGAUGGAAGUAAAGUUAGUGAGUUAAUUUUUUUCGAUCGGAUUUUAGAUUGAAUGUUACAUUAGAGGGAGCUUUGUUCUCUUUUAGACAUUUCCUCCGUCUAACCCCUUGAAAGUACCUAUCCACCUAUUAGCUCUCUCAAUCCGAAUUUAGCAUCAUUACUCUUUUAUACACCUGACCAACUCACACCAAAUUUAGGAUCAAUUGGGCUACGGUACACUUCAUUCAAUCUGACUUUAGGAUAACUAAUCAAUUGAAUGAAAUGAAAACUCUCGUUUAGUGGAACCUUUAUUGGCACACGGGAAAAGUGGUAUUUUCCCUCAUCCCAACAGGCAGUGUCAGCUCCUCUGUCAAAUCCAGAGCCAUUUUCAGUAUGGUGUGUCAGUGGCGCCCCUCAAAAGCCAUUUUUCAAGGGUAUACGAUCGAUUUCGAUACCCUGCUAUGGGUCUCGUGGGAAUCUCAGCUAUCAAGGGCUAGCA
This is a messenger RNA of Botrytis cinerea B05.10, 724 nucleotides long. RefSeq lists its product as hypothetical. Bases 55 to 258 code for a protein of 67 amino acids. The transcript is spliced from 3 exons. The record is from RefSeq and is a predicted model, not a curated record. Lineage: Eukaryota; Fungi; Ascomycota; Leotiomycetes; Helotiales; Sclerotiniaceae.